CUGUUGGUGUCGGCUAUUGCAUAUUUAUAUAUAUGUAUGUGUGUGCGGAGAAACCAAUGAUGGCUCAUAGGAAAAUUCAGUGAAAACGCAAGAGCUGCAAACGCAAUUUAAUAUAAAAUGUUUUUAUAACACCACACGAGACAAUCAAACGAUAGGCGCAUCCAUAUCCAAGACGCACAGCAGCGAUAAAGCUAAAGGAUUUGAGGAAAGCAAAACAAAAUGGAAAUGGCAAAAACAAAAGCAAACGGCUGGGCGACUGUUUGCACCAGCACAAGUUCCGUUCCCAUAUAUUCAAAAUAUACGCGCUACACGGAAUUACGGCGCGUCGAUGAUAACGACAUCUACAAAUUGGCAACAAUACUGGACGUUAAUAGCUGCUGGCGCAAGCUAAUGUCCAUUAUACCAAAGCGCCUGGAUGCGCAGGCCUGCAGUGCACCAGGAGCACUCAAGUAUCAGGAAAUCGCAGCCAAGGUUGGACUUAAAUAUACCGCGCAACAAAUAAGUCUGAUUGAUGGGACCGCUGAGCGCUUAACGCCUGGCCAAAGCAUAUCACAGGUAAUGAUUGAUGAGUGGAAAACUUCUGGCAAGCUAAACGAACGCCCCACGGUGGGUGUGCUGCUGCAGUUGCUUGUACAGGCCGAGAUCUACAGUGCUGCCGAUUUUGUGGCCUUGCAUUUCCUGAAUGAGCCUAAACCUGAUCGCCCCACCGAUGGACCUGCAGCGCAUAUUAGUUUGGAUCUGUGCAGCGAGGAUCUGAGCGAAGACAUGGAGGUGGACGACAGUGCCAGUUACCAACCUAAUACAUCCACACUGAAUGCAGCUGCAGCACAGGCGCGUGGCACUGGCAUGAAUUUAGAUUAUUUCGACAAGCAUAUGGUUAGACGCGACAAGAGUGUACCCCAACAAAUAGAAAAUGGCACAUCCAUAUCCACCUCCAGCCCAGUGCCCGUAGCACCACCACGAUCUGCACGCUUAUCCCGUCAUCUAAAAACCACGACAAGCAAUGGGGCAACCAUAACAACAACUGCUGUCUCAUCCUCAUCUCAGUUAAACGCAGUUAACAUGCCUAAUCUAUCAAUUCUAAAUGCAAGUAGUGAAAAGCUGGCGUCAGCAAACGUUCAAACCCAGCCACCACAAAAUAUACCUCACCUAUCUAUACUCAACGGCUGCUCCGAGGCAGUAACAAUGUCAACGACAUCUACGACGCCGCUGGAUGCUGGCAAUUCGGACACCGCCAGCAAUGGUAGCUCUAGUACAAGCACAUCAACAGCAACCGUACCCAACGUGCCUUUGAUAACGCUUUUAAUUGAAAAUUCCAGUUGCGAGAUAAGCGGCACAUCUGAUGCGAUGACAACAGCAACAUCAAAAUCGACAACAACGAAAACAGUUCCAGAUAUGAGCUACAAUAAUUUGCCAGCGAUAAGCGCAUUAAAUUUGAAUACUGUGCAACCAGAUGGAAAUGGAGCCAAGGCUCGCAACGAUAAUGGGGAUAACAAUAGCAGCGGCACAAACAGCCUUAGUAAUGACGAAGACGACGAAGAAGACGAGGAAGAUGACGAUGACGAUGAUGAUGCGGAUGUGGAUGACGAAGAGGCAGAUGUGUCGUUACCAAAUCUGAGCAAUUCUGAUCAUCAAAACUCCAAUAAUGACUCAAGUCUAACAACAGUUACAGGCACCAGCGGAGACAAUAGUUUUGAGAUGACCAACGAUUCAAGUUCGGCAUCCAAUGAUGACUAUACCAACAACAUUCCGAAUCUGAGUGAACUUCAGCAGUAAAGUAACCGUCCAUUAUUACGCACUAGUUUACUUUCUGCAUGCCACGCACACACAUUCCAUAAAGCACAAAAAAUGAGUAGUUUUAAAUGUAUGUGGUUUGUCAUACAUAUUUUAUUGUUUAUGUAUCUAGAGUUAUGUAUAUAAUGUCCACAUAAGAUAUAGUCUAACGAAAGUUGUUAACUGCCUAAUUUAACAUAUCUCCCUUAUUCAAACAUAGCUUCCAUGA
Molecule: messenger RNA, 2002 nt
Organism: Drosophila hydei
Lineage: Eukaryota; Metazoa; Arthropoda; Insecta; Diptera; Drosophilidae
Gene: tub
Product: protein Tube
Exons: 2
Coding region: 220-1776 (518 amino acids)
Biological process (GO): signal transduction
Molecular function (GO): protein binding
Source: RefSeq, a predicted model, not a curated record